This is a messenger RNA of Oryzias latipes (Japanese medaka), 3197 nucleotides long. NCBI's taxonomy places the organism in Eukaryota, Metazoa, Chordata, Actinopteri, Beloniformes, Adrianichthyidae. The record is from RefSeq and is a predicted model, not a curated record.
UACUUCUGGAUAUUUCGUAAAAAUAUACGCUAACUUUGUUGCACGGACAAACGACAUUGCUCACAUGGGUUUGGCUAAAAUAAGUUAUAACGCAAUAUUUUAUAUAGAAAAUUUUUAUAUGUAUAAAACUCAUUGAUGCUGGGUGAAAUUCUAUGUCUGUUAUAUCAUAGACACAUAACUAUUGUAUUCUCUAAAAUUUUAGAUAUUUAUUUGAGAGGUUUUCUGUUUGAGAGAAUGUAAUAUACGACUUUCCUUUUUUACUUUGAACGCAGCAGUCUUAGUAGUUGAAAAAGGGAAAAUUUAACAACAACAACCUAAACCGAACAGAACAAUGACCUCCUGUGUUCUGUCUUUUUCGUGUCAUAAAGAUUUCUAAAUGAAUUUAUAUAUAAAAUAUGAUCUACUUUUCCUCGCGUUUCAAAAAGUCGAUCCUGGCCUCGGUGCUCGACUGAUCGGGGCUGACUGAGGAGUUUGUAGAAGACGAUUGUCAUGAAGACGAAGAGGAGCGGGUUUGUUCAAACCUUCAACAAAAUAAGUUGAUUGUUUGAUCACAUUUCCUUGAUGGCGUCAGUUCUGCUGUGCUUAUGUGACGAUCGGGAGAACAACAGUUUCUCUGAAGUCUUCAAACUAUCACUGACAGGAACUCUCCAUCAAACGCCCACAUUUUAAACGUCACCUGAAGGAUUCAUAUCGCUGUCAAAACUCGCGGCACAAUCUGAACCACAUCCUGAACCAGUCAUGUGGUACAGCUGAGUGACGAGCCUUUGGACGCCAUCAUCUUCAGCUCCUCCCCUAAAUGAAGCAAGCCUUGAUACAUGCAUUGAGGAAACGCCCCUUCCGCUGCUCAGAGGAUCCCGCCCUGGAGAGGCACUUUAAGGGCCACAAAAACGCCGUCACCUGUGUCCACUUCAAUCCCAACAACAAACAACUGGCAUCAGGAUCAGCAGAUAAAACCGUGAUGAUCUGGAAUCUGGCUCCUAAGGGGAGGGCUCUUCGUUUUUUUGGCCACCAGGAUGCCGUCACAGGGGUGCAGUUCUCUCCAUCCGGCAAGCGGGUGGCUUCUUCCUCCAAAGACAGGACCGUCCGAUUGUGGACUCCUUCCAUGAAGGGGGAGUGUGCGGUGUUCCGAGCCCACACAGCUGCUGUGCGCAGUGUGGCUUUCUCUGCUGACGGCCUCAGACUGGUGACGGCGUCUGAUGACAAGUCGGUGAAGGUGUGGAGUGUGGACCGGCAGAGCUUCAUCUACUCCCUCAACCAGCACACCAACUGGGUUCGCUGUGCCAGAUUCUCCCCAGAUGGAAGGCUCAUAGUUUCCUGUGGAGACGACCGAACUGUCCGUCUUUGGGACACGUCCACUAAACACUGUCUGAACUGUUUCUCCGACUGCUGCGGAUCCUCAACAUUUGUCGAUUUUAACUCUAACGGCACCUGCAUCGGAUCUUCAGGAGCCGACAGCUCCCUCAAUAUCUGGGAUAUUCGGACCAACAAGCUCAUUCAACAUUAUAAAGUCCACAGUGAAGGAAUCAACAGCUUUUCUUUUCACCCAUCAAACAACUUCCUAAUCACUGGCUCCAGCGAUCACACUGUGAAGGUCCUGGAUCUGCUGGAGGGACGCCUCAUCUAUACCCUCCAUGGACACAAGGGUGCUGUGACUUCGGUAGCCUUUUCUCAGGCUGGAGAUCUCUUUGCAUCUGGAGGAGGUGACCGUCAGAUCCUUCUAUGGAGGACGAACUUUGACAGUAACUCUUAUCAGGACGUCCUGCAGAAACACGGUCGGCGAGCCACCCCAGAUCCGCCUCCCCACCUGUCAGACAUCUAUCCCAGGAGCCCCCACCUGCACCACCCUCAGGAUUCUGCUGUCCAGAUCCAUCCAGCAGUGGCCGACACACGCUCCGCUGACCCACAGGUUGUAGAGCUGGGUCAGCCCACUCACAACAACACGGUUCCACUUCAUCAUUUUGCUUCGGAGAGAAUUCUGACAAACCAGAAUUUUCUAGCAGUGGAUAUGAAGUUUGUUCACAAGUUUACUGAGCCAAGCAAACAACUCCAUCAAGACACAAUGAUGUUUCCCAGACUGCAAACGGGAAGUGUGCACCAGGUCCUCAAGAGGCGUCCAGGGUGCGUCCACUUAUCUCUUGAACUGCACUCUUCUUCUCCUUCCACAGAUUGCAGGGUUUCGGUAAUGAACAGUCUUACACGCUGGAAGCCUCCACACACCUCCUCAAGCACUUAUCAGUCAAGUGAUUUCCAGGCUCGUCAUGUCGACACUUCCAGAGUGGAGACACAAAAAGGCGACAAAAGUGGAAGUUGGGUCAGUUCAGCUGCUGGGAACCAGACGGGGGCUUUCAGUACAGGAAAAGGAAGGAGGGAGGAAGAGGAGACAGUUCUGACACACCCUCUGGAAGUUUUCUCCAGUCAUGCAUCGAGUCUGGACUCUACCUUGCAGCACAUUGUUCGACAGUUGGAUAUUCUCACACAGACCGUUUCUGUACUGGAGGAGCGUCUCACCCUGACUGAGGACAGGAUGAAGGAGUGUCUCCUCCAUCAGUCUCAGAUCCUCCAGAAUCUGCGAGCCUCCAGAGAACAACAGAGGAGUGAAAGCGAUACACCACCCGACCCUUUCACUUAAGGACGACCACGCCUGCGUAAAGUUCAUGUCAAAAGUGAAGCACAGUUGGGUGAACAGUCAAGCCAUGUAGUUUGUGUGUCAGUCUAGAUGAGGUCAUGGGUGGUCUUUAGCCAGGGUCAGUGGGUUAACCAGGAUGUCUGCUCUGCUUAGUGUUAUUGUGCGCCUGCGUGUGUGCAUAUUUAUUACCAACAUGUUUUUAGUCUUAUCUCUGGUCAUCACUAAAUUACAUCCAGCUGUACAGACAGGUAGCUGUUGUUUUUUUGUGUAUCUGCUUCCUUACUAUUAACAAUGUCUCUUUCAGUCUUUUAAAGCGCCUUUCUUUAUUAGCCACACCAAGCUGCACAAAUUGCCUGAAAUGCACUACAUUAUACUUUAUGUUAAUAAACGAUGCACAAAUUCAGAGGAUAUAGUCUGUAUUUCUAAGAUUUAAAAUGACCUUUUUAGUGACAUCAGGUAAUUGUUUAUUCACAAUCUAUGAUCUGAAAGAGUUGAAGCACUUUAUGAAUUUGAGAACAAUAAGAUGGGAGCUUCUGAAGCUGAGCUCAGGUAUUAAAACAGCUAGACUGUG